AUGGAAACAUCUCCGUCCUCGGGUAUCUCUAUCCUCAUCUCUGGAGGCGGACUUGCCGGACUUGCUUGCGCAAUUGAAAGCCACCGCAAGGGACACAAGGUGCGCGUUCUUGAGAGGCGACCCGACUUCAAUGAACAUGGAGGGAUGAUCAACAUGGGAUCGAGCGCGUUGCACACGCCUGAAAAAUGGCCUGGCUUCAUUGAACAAGUAAGAAAGCAUUGCUAUAAACCCACGUGCCAGUUCUACAGGUACAAUGGUGACUUUAUGGGCGAAUUCACUACUGGUGAGCCCGGAUAUCCAUCUCUACCAACUACUCGUGGGGUGCUCCAACGUGACCUCUACGCGUAUGCAAUGGAAUUAGGUAUUCCAGUCGAAUUUGGCGUCCGCGUGGUGCAGUACCGCGAGACGCACGACAAAGGGAGUGUGGUCACUUCUGGUGGGCGCGAGAUUGAGGCCGAUCUUGUCAUCGCUGCAGACGGCGUAGGAUCGAAAUCCUGGAGUCUUGUGACCGGCCGGAAUGAUCCUCCAGCUAGCAGUGGCUACGCCAUCUAUCGAGCCACCAUACCCCUUGCGGCUGCUCUAGAGAAUCCGAUUAUCGCGAAGGAAUUGGAGGGAUCCAAGACCAGAAUCUCCCUUCACUUGGGCCCUGAUGUUCACGUCGUGAUCGGGAAGACCGAGACUGACGUCAGUUGGUACAUAACCUUCAAGACUGAUCCGUCGAAAGACCAGGGUGCCACUGUACCGGUGGACGAGGCUGUAAAGCACAUACAGGGCUGGGCACCCUUCCUUACCGAGCUUGUCAACUUCACUCCGGACAAGGUUGCUCUUAUUUGGAGGAUUCUGUGGCGCAACCCGCAAUCCCAGUGGUACUCCCCUAACUGCCGGGUUCUCCAAAUCGGAGAUGCGGCUCACGCAUUCCUCCCAACGUCCAAUAGCGGCGCAACCAUGGCCUGGGAAGAUGCCUUUUCCAUCGCCGCGUGCCUUGAUAUCAGCGGGAAGAGCAACAUUCCACAGGCUGUCAAAGUGCACACUCUUCUCAGAUUCGAGCGCACAGCUUGUGCCCAAAAGACGGGUUUCAAAAACCGGGAGCGCUGGCAUAAAAAGGAAUGGGACAUGGCUGAAGACCAGUCAGACAUUGACCGGAUCGUAGGAAAGUGGAUUUUCAAACACGAUGCGGAGCAGUAUGUUUACGAGAACUACGAAAAGGCGGUAGAGAGCCUGGCGAACGGAACGCCGUUCAAGAACACAAACUCGGUUCCCGGUUACACCUAUGAGCCUUGGGACAUCAUCCAGCUCACUGAAGCCUCUCAGCGAGACCCUGAGGCAAUCAAAAAAGUUUACGGCAUCGGAAGUAGCUACCUCAAGUCGGACUUCUAUGACUCCUUCGACACUCCAUACGACGGGAAAGCUAUGGCCAGCAUGUUCUCAACACGGUCGCCAGCGGAACACAAGCACCUAAAGACGGCUGUCGCCUCCAAGUUCUCUUUGACGUCACUGCGGGAUAUGGAACCUUUCGUUGACGAGUGCUCGGACAUCUUCCUGGACGCCAUGCGAGACCUGGCCGGCACACCCGUCGACCUCGGAGAGUGGCUGCAAUGGUAUGCAUUCGACGUCAUCGGGGCCAUCACAUUCCGACAGCGCUUCGGUUUCAUGGAGAAGCGCCAGGACGUGGAGAACAUGAUCUCCGGUAUAGAGACGGGCCUGUGGUACGGAGCCCUCGUUGGCCAGGUCCCGGGACUUCAUGCGUUGCUGCUUGGCCAGCAGUGGGUGAUGAACUUGCUGGACCGAGUCCCUGCUCUUCAAGCAGUUCAUCCUAUUCCAAAGAUAACCAGAGUUCUUAAGGACGCCAUCGAGAAAUAUGAUGGAACCCGCGAUGAAGGCGGCGCACAAGAUUUUCUAGCCCAGUUUCGAAGCGAGCAGGUCAAGAACGAAUCCCGAAUGAGUCAAAGAGACCUAAUUAACCACCUGAUGAACAAUUUGCAAAAGCUACUCGCAGAACUUGCAGAAGCUGAACAAGAGGGGAGACUUUCGGAGAAUGUUACUCUGGAGGAGAGCCUGAAGCUUCCCUAUUUGCAAGCUGUGAUGAAAGAGGCCAUGCGAAUGCACCCUGGCGUUGGGUUUCCCUUAGAGCGAGUCGUACCGGCGCAGGGCGACACGCUCUGCGGCAUUGACAUUCCAGGAGGUACGGUUGUCGGAAUCAACGCAUGGGUUAUCCACCACGACCGUACCGUCUUCGGGGACGAUGCCGACGUCUUCCGCCCUGAACGGUGGCUUGAGGCACCGCCUGAGCAGUUGAGAUUCAUGGAGCGUUGUUUCCUUUCCGUGAGUAGGAACAUUACCAACUCAUCUACGAGCAAGUGA
Lasiodiplodia theobromae is the source of this 2361-nucleotide messenger RNA. RefSeq names its product FAD binding domain protein. The record is from RefSeq and is a predicted model, not a curated record. The coding region runs from base 1 to 2361 and encodes 786 amino acids. The transcript is spliced from 9 exons. Gene Ontology annotation, molecular function: iron ion binding; FAD binding; oxidoreductase activity, acting on paired donors, with incorporation or reduction of molecular oxygen. Lineage: Eukaryota; Fungi; Ascomycota; Dothideomycetes; Botryosphaeriales; Botryosphaeriaceae. Gene Ontology annotation, biological process: secondary metabolite biosynthetic process.